Molecule: messenger RNA, 412 nt
Organism: Closterium sp. Naga37s-1
Lineage: Eukaryota; Viridiplantae; Streptophyta; Zygnematophyceae; Desmidiales; Closteriaceae
Source: the annotation of a GenBank genome assembly
CUGGAGUUUGCGUCAUGCUGCGGCCACCCAGCCCCAAGACCCCCUCAUACAUUGCGCGAAUUGAGAAAAUCGAAUCUGAUGCUGCGGGUCGAGUCAAGAUGUGGUGCCGCUGGUACUACCGCCCAGAAGAGUCUAUAGGUGGGCGUCGGUGCUUCCAUGGAGUUAAAGAGCUGUUUCUGUCUGAUCACUAUGAUGGCUGCUAUCCAGAGGCGGUGGAAGGCGUGUGUUCUGUGCACAACCUGAAGGAUUACGCUUACUUGGACGUGGUUGAGGAGGAGGACUUCUUCUGCCGGUUCGAGUACAAUGCGUCAACAGGAAUGUUCGCGCCAGAUACGGUUGCAGUGUACUGCAAGUGCGAGAUGCCAUACAACCCCGACAGUCUUAUGGUUCAGUGCGAAGACUGCAAAGACUG